Anopheles maculipalpis is the source of this 2741-nucleotide messenger RNA. RefSeq lists its product as uncharacterized. The record is from RefSeq and is a predicted model, not a curated record. Bases 40 to 2703 code for a protein of 887 amino acids. The transcript is spliced from 7 exons. Lineage: Eukaryota; Metazoa; Arthropoda; Insecta; Diptera; Culicidae.
UUGUGUUUAACGUGUUGUACUGGUGCAAAAGCUUUUGGAAUGCGGAUGACAGGCACUAUGAAACCAAGCCCGAAAAAAUCCUCCUCCUCGAAGGUGAAGCAACGCACCAAAUCCUCCAGCAGCAAUAGCAACAACAACAACAACAACAACAGUAGCAUCCUUGGUACGAAUCAGCAACAUUUGUCCGGUACAUUAGCUGGAUCGGCACCCUCCUCCAACUCAUCCAACAAUCAAACGCAACAGCAACUAUCACAUCCACCGCAGAAGCAAGCAAUACCACAGAGCGAUUCGUCCGGGAACGAUGCAUCGAACAUGGGUUCUUCCAAGGAAAAGUCUUCCUACAAAUCGUACGCUGGGCUUAGUUCACGAUCCGUGCGUACCGCUUGGGAGCAACACGACAAGCAGGAAACGGAGGUAGCGCCCGAUGUGUACACCAAGCUGGCGGAGGAUGCCACCUACAAACUGUGGGAGUUUGCAAACAGCAUAAAAACGUAUAGCCGCCAUUCCAGCGGACGGGUUACGUUCGAUCUGGUCAACGAAGUGCUGAAAGAUUCGGACGUACCGCCUAUUGUGGGUGCAAACAGUCAACCGUGGGAUAAAAUAGAAUACGAUGGAGCAUACUUCUUCAAUUCGGAUGAAGUGCUGGACUUGCGGGAAGAGUACAUCAAACACAUCUCAUUGGAGCAACACAAUGUGCCCGUUCUUACUACCACCUGGAUGGCCGAAUCAGACAUUGCGGAAGAUUUGAUAGCGAUGCAUAACAACAUAUGCGACUCCAUUUUUAUUGGCGAUGAAGCAUGUUUCAACGCCGCAAUUGACAUACUGCAGUACAACCAGCACACGCCUUCUUUGAUGAAACUGUUGCUAACGAAGGCUAUCGAAAUGCUCGGUUUCGAAUAUACGGAGGAAACGUUGCGCCGUGCGUUAGAGUACUUGGAAGCUCUCGCUCAGAACUGUCACGUUGCCCAUUCGGAUCUAACGCUGGAGUUGAGCCUACUUAGUCAACUGUUUGUAAAUUUGCUGCUCGGGCCGGCUGGAUUUGUUCAUGCCAAACUACUGCAACCCAACGAUCUAGUCCAACGUUCGGUUCCAACGCUUGCUGGAACCGUUCCACAGCAACAGUCAGACUCGGAUCAGCAGCAGCAGCAGCAACAACAACAGCAACAGGUGUUGGAUAAUAUUUCCCCCCUGUUCAACAGUUCGAUGGCACUGUUGGAAAACAAUUUACCACCAGCGGAAGAUUCCAACAACUCCAACUCGAACGCUACCGAAGAAUUGCUGCGUAGCAUCGAAAACAUUAAGGACGGUGCAGAUGGGAUCGACCUCAACAUUAAGGACGAAUAUGAAGCUCUCUUCUCGAUGGUGCAAGGGUUGGGCAAGCAGGAAGGUGUGGACGAUGGCACCAUGGUAGGGACGGAAUCGCUUGCCGAAACCGUGGUCGAUGGGUUUCAGGUGAAAACCGAAUUCGAUCCGGAAGCGUACGAUGCAAAUGCUUCAAACUUUAUCGUCCAACAAGCGGCCGGCACGGUUGCUGGCGGUCACACGGAACAUCCUACCGCAGCACUACACGAUCCAGGCAUGUUGACGAGCGAAAUGCUCAAUUCGCUUGCGGCCAGUGCUGUAGCUGCGGCUGCCGUGACGGGCACGGCAGUGAACAGUGAUGGCCAUAUGACCAUGUUUGAUCUGAAACCGGAUGCAAGCAAGAGCAAGCUGCUGGAAUCCAGCACAACGGCCACCCUGCUCGAUGCAGAUCCGGAAGAAAAUGUAAGCUUACCGAUGUCGGAAAGUAGCGAUGGUGGUGGUGAAGUGAACAAUCCAAACUCGACCACGCUCGAAAGUGAAAACAUCACGACGCUGAUCUGCGAGGAUUAUCUGGUCGAUAGCGUUUGCCGGGUGAUUGGAUUGUGCGCUAGCAAAUGGGGCUUUGUCGAGCAGGAAUGUACUUUUCUGCUGGUGGAACGUUUGCAGCGCUACUUUCAGGAACGGAAAACGGUCGCGCUCGAUUACAACUGGUUGGCACGCAUUUUUCGUGGCCUGUGGGCGAUAGGGGAGUUUGCGCUGAGGGAGCUGGUGCCGUACUUCUACCACAUCGACAGCCAAUCGGUUCCAGAGUAUUUGGUUCCACAUUUUAGUGCUGCUGGAAUUUUCUUAAACGGACGAUCCGAUAUCUUUUUCUACGAAUAUUUGUACGACGUUUGUGGCGACAGUUUAGCGCCUUUUACAUUCUCUUACGAUCAAUACAUCGAAAAGCUCUACUUGAAGUAUCACAAACAAAGGGUAAAAACUAUAGCUGCAAAAAAUUGCUACAAAGUGGUCGCUAAAGUUGUUCCUACACGACUACCGCCAUCCUACACACCGCGACCGUCUACCACCUCAAAACUCACACUUCAGGUCGCAUUUGAGGAUUACAGCGAAAAACGGUUGCCCAGUGUCGGUGCGACAAAUCAACCGCCAAAACCACGCAUUGGCUUUAGAUUUCCUGGCUGCCGGUCGAUACCAUUAAAAACGUGUUCGGUAAGAACUGCAACGGCAAACAGUAUGUUCCCAAUCAUGGAAGUGGCCAACGUUGGAUUGAAACAAAACACUGCACUUUUCAAAUCGUUUAAUUCUAAAACGGUCGUUGCAAGAAGACGAUUGCUAAUGCCAGUUACAAACGAACCACCUAAACGACGUGUAUUUGGCUUUGGAUCGUGUAUGUUAUAAAAUGUUAAGCGCAAAACCGUUGUAAAAGUAUAAGUAAA